Messenger RNA from Mesorhabditis belari, 345 nucleotides. The record is from the annotation of a GenBank genome assembly. NCBI's taxonomy places the organism in Eukaryota, Metazoa, Nematoda, Chromadorea, Rhabditida, Rhabditidae.
AUGAACCGAAUAUUCUUGUUGACACUGGCCAUGCUUGCUGUCAGUGUCACAGCGGGGAAUGUUGGAGCUUGUCGUUCGGAGUGUGUCGAGUUGAACAAAUUCAAAAUCGUGCGCGUGCAUCUUAAAAGCGAAUGGGUGAUGGCGGGAGUGUGCCGAAAUACGACACAAACAACUGGAGCGAAUAAGGCAACCGUCUUCCCGUUCAUUUGCAAUCGAAAUGUUGGCGCGUGGCUGCCCGAUGAGAAUGACGACGAGGGUAUCGUGAACUUCCCGGUGAAAUGCCCGGCAAAUCAGCCGGUCGAUUCCCUCCUUUUGGCCACGUGUCCCCGAGGCGAGAACUCUUUC